AUGGCAACGGCACCGAUCAUUUUUAUGGCAGCUACCAUUAUCGAUGGCAGCGAGAACGCCGUGCCAUAUGCAGCCGAUGUCCUGAUCAACAAUGGACUGAUAGCCAAAAUCGGUCCGCCCGGCGGCAUCGACUACGAUGGUGCCAAACUCAUCGAGGCCACUGGUUACUGCCUGUCGCCUGGUUUCAUUGACAUGCAUGCUCAUUCUGAUCUCCAUCUUUUGACGCAUCCAACACAUGAGGCCAAGAUAACACAAGGUUGCACCACCGAAGUCGUUGGCCAGGACGGCAUAUCGUACGCCCCCAUCCGGAAUUUGGAACAGCUGAGCGCGAUACGCACGCAAAUUGCUGGCUGGAACGGGAACCCUAGCGAUGGAGAAUGUAGCACUACAUUGAAAGAUGUAGGCAUGUUUGAGUGGCGAACGCUGGGCGAGUAUCUUGACUGUUUGGAUAGGAAUAAGACGGCUACCAAUGUUGCUACUCUUGUGCCGCAGGGCAACAUGCGCCUGCUAGCUUGUGGUCCAUUCGAUACGCCUGCAACAGAUGAUGAAAUCUUGAAUCAGAUCGCAUUGCUGCGCCAGGCGAUGCAGGAAGGCGCUGUCGGCAUGUCCAGUGGCCUGACCUACACGCCUGGCAUGUAUGCCUCGACAUCUGAGCUCGCACGACUCUGUAAAGUCCUGGCAGAUGACUUUCCCGGAGCCUUCUAUGCGCCGCAUCAUCGUAGCUACGGCCAUCGUGCCGUCGAAAGCUACCACGAGAUGCUCGAGCUGGGUGAUCAGACAAGGUGUCCAAUUCAUCUGACACACGCCACAAUGAAUUUCUCCGAGAAUAGAGGAAAAGCCAACGUCCUCCUAGACAUGGUAGACGACUACCUUAACAAGGGUGUAGACGUAAGCUUGGAUACCUACCCAUAUCUGCCUGGCUGCACUACACUCGCAGCUCUGCUGCCCAGCUGGACGUCCUCCGGCGGCUCGAGCGAGGUACUCAGACAUCUUCGCAACCCCGAGUCACGAGCACGCAUUCAAAAAGCCGUCGAAGUUGAUGGUUGCGAUGGCGGUCACGGCAUUCCGACUAAUUGGGAGGAGAUCCAAGUGGGUCAGAUAUCGCACGAUGAGUCCAUCAAGCAUUACUCUGGUCGUCUUGUGUCCGAAAUAGCUGAGGAGGAGGGCAAGCCGGCCAUGGAGAUCUUCCUCGAGAUUCUAGAGAAAGACAAGUUGGCUACGAAUUGCCUGAUGCACGUAGGGCACGAAGAUAAUGUACAAGCCAUCAUGCAGCAUUGGACGCAUAUGGCAGGUAGCGAUGCCAUCUUGCAUGGCGAGAAGGUGCAUCCACGAGCAUUCGGAACCAUGACUAGGUACCUGGGACAUUAUUCGCGAGAACUUGGUUUGAUCAAACUACCACAGAUGGUAGCUCAUCUGACGUCCCGCCCUGCAAAGCGCUUGGGCAUCUAUCCGCACAGAGGUUGUGUCAAGGAAGGCUCCGCAGCAGAUCUGGUGUUGUUCGAUGCAGAGACCGUACAGGAUAUGGCAACCUUCGACGAGCCGAAACUGCUGAGUCGUGGUAUCCGAUUUGUGUUGGUGAAUGGGCAGAUCGCUGUGAAUGAAGGGCAGACCACGGGUGCAAGGGCUGGAAGAACACUGAGGAGGCGCUGCGACGGGAGCGUUUCAUAA
This is a messenger RNA of Cyphellophora attinorum, 1668 nucleotides long. RefSeq names its product D-aminoacylase. Lineage: Eukaryota; Fungi; Ascomycota; Eurotiomycetes; Chaetothyriales; Cyphellophoraceae. The record is from RefSeq and is a predicted model, not a curated record. The coding region runs from base 1 to 1668 and encodes 555 amino acids. Gene Ontology annotation, molecular function: hydrolase activity, acting on carbon-nitrogen (but not peptide) bonds, in linear amides. The transcript has 5 exons.